Molecule: messenger RNA, 546 nt
Organism: Moesziomyces aphidis
Lineage: Eukaryota; Fungi; Basidiomycota; Ustilaginomycetes; Ustilaginales; Ustilaginaceae
Source: the annotation of a GenBank genome assembly
AUGCAACAGCGCAGCGGUACGCGCACGCAACGUAUCCGACGUCACGCCACGCCACUGUACGAAUGGACGUCGUUCCAAGAGCGACGCUCGAACCUGCUUUCAGAUACUGUCACCUUCGGCAGCGUCCGUCCUGGUCAAAAACAUCCGACGCUGUACCUGCAGCGGCUUCUUCCUGACUUGGACCCGCGUGCUCAGCUACGCGAAUACAGUCAAAAUCGCACUUCGGACCAUCCCGGUCCGAUCAACGUGGGGCAAGGGAGGCGUCAGAAAAGCUCGGAGACCGUUGUCGCCCGCGAGGCGAAAACAUCGACUGCCUCGGCCAAUCAUCGUGAUGACUUUGAUAUUGAUGGCGACGAUGACAUGGAGGCAUCGUUCAAGGACCCUUCUCCACCGCCCCCGCACAUGUGUCUGGAUCAGCUCGACCUCUGGUCAUUCAACAGCAUCAACGACUAUGACGAGGCGGCUUCUGUAAUGAAGCAUGCGCGGCCAGCUCAUGUUGCAUUUGUUUCUAGCGUCUCUGAUCACGUGUACAGCACAGGAUCGUAG